Messenger RNA from Solea solea (common sole), 555 nucleotides. Its product is annotated as integumentary mucin C.1-like. The record is from RefSeq and is a predicted model, not a curated record. The transcript has a single exon. The annotation marks the transcript as partial. NCBI's taxonomy places the organism in Eukaryota, Metazoa, Chordata, Actinopteri, Pleuronectiformes, Soleidae.
ACUGCCCCAACCACAACUACUACUGCCCAAACCACAACAACUACUGCCCCAACCACAACUACUACUGCUCCAACCACAACAACUACUGCUCCAACCACAACAACUACUGCACCAACCACGACAACUACUGCACCAACAACUACUACUGCCCCAACCACAACUACUACAGCUCCAACCACAACAACUACUGCCCCAACCACAACUACUACAGCUCCAACCACAACAACUACUGCCCCAACCAGAACAACUACUGCUCCAACCACAACAACUACUGCCCCAACCACAACUACUACUGCACCAACUACAACUGCACCAACCACUACAACUGCUCCAACCACUACAACCACUGCCCCAACUACAACAACCACUGCACCAACCACAACCACUACUGCUCCAACAACAACAACUACUGCCCAAACCACAACUACUACAGCUCCAACCACAACAACUACUGCCCCAACCACCACAACUACUGCCCCAACCACAACUACUACUGCUCCAACCACAACAACUACUGCUCCAACCACAACAACUACUGCACCAACCACGACAACU